GCUGUUCGGGGUGGAAGCCUGGGGCGGUUGCGGGGGUUCGCAGGCGCAGGCGCAGGCACAGGCGCAGGCACAGGCGGUGGGCAGAGAUUUGGAGGCUGGAGGGGGGCAGGCAGUCGCAGGGAGGCGUGCUGCCGACUAUGAGGCAGACGGGGGCCGAGUUGUCGGGCGCAUGCAGAGGUCAGCCCAAGACUCGGUGUGCAGCUUUGCGAGGCGGUGCACCGUUCGCGGAGCGAAUGACGAUCGAUCAGGGCGCGAGUCUAGGUUUGGGGGUCCAGCGCGACGUUCCAGGGUCGCCAGGCCUCCAGCAGCAGCAACAGCAACAGCAACAGCAACAACGGCAACAACAGCAACAACAGCAACAACAGCAGGUAAGCAGAAUGCGCGCAACAACAAGAGACAGGAGGAGAAGCAAAAAUAUACAAGAAGCGGCGCCGCGUAGAAUUUCUAGCCCCAGCCUGCGGGAGCUGCCCUGCUAACGUUGGGGAUCCUCUCUAAUUUCCUGCCCAUGGUCACUGCGCCGUCGCCCGCCCACCCCUGACGACCGGCCGGUACCACCAAAACACCCAUUCCAGCUUGCUUCGAGACUAUUCCUGAAUCCGGCGACCGCAUCUCGUGUCGUGCACAGUCUCUACUUGGUCGGU
Messenger RNA from Didymella exigua CBS 183.55, 641 nucleotides. RefSeq lists its product as uncharacterized. The transcript has a single exon. Bases 138 to 476 code for a protein of 112 amino acids. Lineage: Eukaryota; Fungi; Ascomycota; Dothideomycetes; Pleosporales; Didymellaceae. The record is from RefSeq and is a predicted model, not a curated record.